This is a messenger RNA of Vigna umbellata (rice bean), 1121 nucleotides long. Its product is annotated as cytochrome P450 72A68-like. The record is from RefSeq and is a predicted model, not a curated record. Lineage: Eukaryota; Viridiplantae; Streptophyta; Magnoliopsida; Fabales; Fabaceae. Gene Ontology annotation, molecular function: iron ion binding; monooxygenase activity; heme binding.
GAUUUCCUUAUUGCACCACAGACUAUGUUACCAUUAUUCUUCGAAAGUUGCAAUGAUCUGGUUAGCAAAUGGGAAGGAAUGUUGUCUUCAGAGGGAUCAUGUGAAAUAGAUGCAUGGCCUUUCCUUCAGAAUCUGGCUAGUGAUGUUAUCGCUCGCUCAGCAUUUGGAAGUAGCUUUGAAGAAGGAAGAAGAAUAUUUCAACUUCAAAGAGAGCAAGCUAAACUUGCAAUACAACUUAUAUUCAAAAUUCAAAUCCCUGGAUGGAGGUUUUUGCCUACUAAAAGCCAUAGGAGAAUGAAGGAAAUUGACAGAGAUAUAAAAGCUUCGCUCAAGGAUAUGAUUUACAAGAGGGAGAAAGCUCUAAAGGCGGGUGAAGCCAGUAAUAAUGACCUGUUAGGUAUACUUUUGGAGUCCAAUCACAAGGAAAUUCAAGAACAAGGAGAUGGAGAUAAUAAGAAUGUUGGAAUGAGUCUUGAAGACGUAAUCCAGGAAUGCAAGCUAUUUUACUUUGCAGGGCAAGAAACAACUUCAGUUCUGCUGGUUUGGACAAUGGUGUUAUUGAGUAGAUACCCUAAUUGGCAAGAACGUGCAAGGGAGGAAGUCUUGCAAGUCUUUGGCAAUGAAAAACCAGGUUUUGAUGGUUUAAAUCGCCUAAAGAUUGUCACUAUGAUUUUGAAUGAGGUUCUUAGAUUAUACCCACCGGUGCUUGGGUUGACUCGAUUUGUUAAAAAAGAUAUGAAACUUGGAAACAUAACAUUGCCUGCUGGAGUGCAGGUUUUACUUCCUACAAUUUUGGUUCAUCAUGGAUGUGAAUUCUGGGGUGAAGAUGCUAUGCAGUUCAAUCCUGAGAGAUUUUCUGAAGGAGUUCUAAAGGCAACAAAUGGUAGAGUUUCAUUUUUCCCAUUUGGAUGGGGUCCUAGAAUAUGCAUUGGACAAAACUUCUCCUUGUUGGAAGCAAAGAUGGCUUUGUCAAUGAUUUUACAACAUUUCUCAUUUGAACUUUCUCCAGCAUAUGCUCAUGCUCCAGCUAUGUUAGUCACUCUUCAUCCACAGUAUGGUGCUCAUAUCAUUCUCCAUAAAGCGAAAUCUUAAAAAUAUAUCACAUUAAAAGCUAAUAGUGU